Molecule: messenger RNA, 2472 nt
Organism: Engraulis encrasicolus (European anchovy)
Lineage: Eukaryota; Metazoa; Chordata; Actinopteri; Clupeiformes; Engraulidae
Product: putative glycerol kinase 5
Exons: 16
Coding region: 273-1841 (522 amino acids)
Biological process (GO): phosphorylation; triglyceride metabolic process; glycerol metabolic process
Cellular component (GO): mitochondrion
Molecular function (GO): kinase activity; phosphotransferase activity, alcohol group as acceptor
Source: RefSeq, a predicted model, not a curated record
CGGAGCGAUUCAUCAGAAACUGUUGAUUAUUAUUUCGAAGCGUUCGUUUUAGCCCUGGUGUGAAAGUCAAAAUGGUUUCAGUUGUGCCUCUAAACGUGUGUUGGAAGACAUCAACGAUGUGAUUUCUCGUGAGGAUUUCUGGUUGACAAAUUAAGGGAAAACACGUUCACGAGUUUGCCUCGAGAGCUACGUGUUGUUAUUGCGUGUGUGUGAGACAUACGCACGCUAGCUCCACCCGACUCGACACCGUUAGCUCAGUCUGGAUUUAUGUUAUGGCUGCUACUCGCAAUGGAUUUACUAAGAAGAACUACAUUGUCGCUGUUGAUGUGGGGACGACGGCAAUUAAAUGCCACGUGUAUGACAAGGAUGCUACUGUAAAAGGAGCAUGCUCGAGAAAGGUGACCCCCCUGUACCCAAAACCGGGUCGGGUCGAAAUGGAUCCGGAGCGAUUAUGGCAGAAUUUUGUGGCUGUGAUAAAGGGGGCCGUUGAAGAUGCAGGCCUGCAAAUGAAGCAGAUCCAAGCCCUUGGCAUAUCCACUCAAAGAGGCACCUUCACCACGUGGGACAAGAAGACCGGAGUACCUUUUCACAACUUCAUCAGUUGGCAAGACCUAAGAGGCGCUGACCUGGUUACCUCCUGGAACGAGUCUCUGACAAUGAAGGUUGUUCAUGCUGGGUCUUCGCUGCUGCAUCUGAUCACCAGGCAGAAGACCUUCUUGGCAGCCAGCAUCAUGAUCUUCUCCCCCCAGCACGUCACCUUCCGCCUGGCUUGGGUUCUGCAGAACUGCCCUGAGGUUCAGAAUGCCGUGAAAAAUGGAACUUGCUGCUUUGGAACCAUUGACACCUGGCUGCUUUAUAGACUGACAAAGGGAGCUGUGCAUCUGACUGACUAUUCCAAUGCCAGUGCCACUGGAGUGUUUGACACGUACCAGAUGUGCUGGAGUGGACUCCUGUGUGGCCUCGUCUCUCUUCCUCUCAGCAUCUUCCCUGCAGUGGAGAACACAGGCCAUUUCUUCGGAUGUACAGAUGAAAGCAUCUUUGGCGUGCCUAUUCCCAUUAUGGCCUUGAUGGCGGACCAGCAGGCGGCCAUGUUUGGAGAAUGCUGCUUUGAUAAGGGAGAUGUGAAGAUCACCAUGGGAACAGGCACCUUCAUGGACAUCAACACGGGAAGUGAACCCCACACCUCCUUCACAGGUUUGUACCCAAUCGUGGGCUGGAAGAUCGGCUCGGAGCUGACGUACCUGGCAGAGGGCAAUGCGGCAGACACUGGCACUGCAAUCAAGUGGGCACAGGAACUGGAGCUCUUCUCCGAGGUGGAGGAGACGGCGGGGAUGGUGACUGCGCUGAAGGAUUCUGAUGGUGUGUGUUUCGUGCCCUCCUUCAGUGGCCUACAGGCACCUUUGAAUGACCCAGGGGCCUGUGCCUCCUUCAUGGGCCUGAAACCCUCCACCACCAAGUCCCACUUGCUGCGGGCCAUCCUGGAGUCGGUGGCCUUCAGGAAUAAACAACUUUACGACAUAAUGAUGCGGGAAACAAAAAUACCCAUUACAAAUAUAAGGGCAGAUGGAGGUGUGUGCUCCAACGACUUCAUCAUGCAGCUGACAGCCGACUUGUUGGGCAGGAAGAUCGAUAGGCCCAGUCAUACAGACAUGUCCAGCCUGGGGGCUGCGUUUGUCGCCGGCCUCGGAUCCGGCUUCUGGAAGAGCCAAGAGGAGCUGAAGGGGCUGAGGUGCACCGAGCGAGUCUUCCUGCCCAGCACGCUCUCCCGGGACCACGUCUUCACGCUACACAGCUGGGAGAGGGCUUUGCGGCGCUCCAUGCACUGGUACAGCCACGCCUGAUGGGGGAGCUGUCCUCUUUGCCACACACACAGUUCUCCAAUGAACCCUGACCACAUGCAGUGCACUACUGAGGGGGGUCGUCGUCGUUGUUGGCCUACAGCGUCACGGUUCAGUUUACAUUCCCAGAAACCCCCCUCGAGAUGAAAUUGUGUCUUUGGUGUCAAAUUGAUGGACGAUCACCCUUUUUGUGUGCCAUACGGACAGAGUGGCAUAUCGUAGUAUGUACGGUACUUAUGUUUCUUUUUCCACAGUUUACUGUGGAACAGGGAACGAACAAAGAUCAAGGUCCUGGUGUUCUUAUCAGUUGGUGCUAGUUUUUAAAUCAACUCAAUUAAUAGUAUUUUAUAUAUCGAUUGUGGAAGGAGUGGCUCUAUUUUCGUGUGAGAGAAAAAAGAACCAUGUUUGGGUUUUUUUUGCCUCCACCUAGUGAUAUAAAGUAGAACUUGUCAUGUUGAAAUGCACAAACAUGAAUGAGAGCGGGGCUGCAGCCUGAGAAUCCUGCCCAUUUAGGACAGGACACUGCCAUGGCCUCAUCCCAUAACAAGAUUACCUCAUCCCGCAGCCUCUCGGUAACAGAUACAGUGCCUUGCCUUCAUUAGAUUUGUGUGUGUGUGUGUGUGUGUGUGUGCGU